Messenger RNA from Gopherus evgoodei (Goodes thornscrub tortoise), 678 nucleotides. It is a transcript of the gene CLDN15, whose product is annotated as claudin 15. Gene Ontology annotation, cellular component: plasma membrane; bicellular tight junction. Gene Ontology annotation, biological process: cell adhesion; bicellular tight junction assembly. The record is from RefSeq and is a predicted model, not a curated record. The transcript has 5 exons. Bases 1 to 678 code for a protein of 225 amino acids. Lineage: Eukaryota; Metazoa; Chordata; Testudines; Testudinidae. Gene Ontology annotation, molecular function: structural molecule activity.
AUGGCCGCGGCGGUGGAGGCGGGGGGCUUCUUCCUGGGCACGCUGGGCUGGGGGCUGCUGGGGGUGACGCUGCCCAACAGCUACUGGCGGGUGUCCACGGUGGACGGCAGCGUGAUCACCACCUCCACCCUCUUCGAAAACCUCUGGCAGAGCUGCGCCACCGACUCCACCGGCGUCUACAACUGCCGGGAGUUCCCCUCCAUGCUGGCUCUGUCUGGCUACCUGCAGGCCUGCCGGGCCCUGAUGAUCACGGCCCUGCUGCUCGGCUGCCUGGCCGCCCUCUGCGGCGUGGUGGGGAUGAAAUGCACCAAGGUGGCGGACGGGAACCCCGAGGCCAAGGGCAAGAUGGCAGCUGCUGGGGGCUGUAUGUUCAUCCUGGCGGGGCUGUGCGGGAUGGUGGCGCUCUCCUGGUACGCCUUUAACAUCACCCGGGACUUCUUCGACCCCCUCUUCCCCGGCACCAAGUACGAGAUCGGCCCGGCCCUGUACCUGGGCUGGAGCGGGUCCCUGCUGGCCAUCGUCGGGGGGGGCUGCCUGCUGGGCUCCUGUUGUGCCCACUCCUCGCGGGACAAGAGCUUCAGCUACCCCUACAGGGCGCCCAGGGCCGGCCCCCAGCGCCCACGCAGAGGCUCGGACGCCAGCAGCGUCGGCAACUACGGCAAGAACGCCUACGUUUAG